This is a messenger RNA of Scheffersomyces amazonensis, 1038 nucleotides long. RefSeq lists its product as uncharacterized. The coding region runs from base 185 to 955 and encodes 256 amino acids. The record is from RefSeq and is a predicted model, not a curated record. Gene Ontology annotation, cellular component: cytoplasm. Gene Ontology annotation, biological process: protein folding. Lineage: Eukaryota; Fungi; Ascomycota; Pichiomycetes; Serinales; Debaryomycetaceae. The transcript has a single exon.
AUCUACUUAAUCUAAAGAGUAAAUUAACAGGUAAAUUAAAACGGCCAAAUCACGAUAUGUAGAGCACGUGAUUAAAGCAUGUAUUGCGGUAUGGAUGUAUGACUUAACGUUGAUCUACUUUGAAAAAUUUCUACUAACUAUUAGUAUAUAACAACUUCAAAGUAGUAGUAAUAACACCAGAAAUAUGGAUCCGAAAGUAGAAUUACAAGUCAAUCCAGAUGAGGAUACAGAGUGGAAUGAUAUUUUACGGGCUCAUGGAAUUAUACCGGAAAAACCUCCUUCACCAACGGCACAAUUAGAAGAAGCAUUAGAAGAAGCGAUCAAGAAGCAACAUGAAAACAGAUUAGAAAAUAAGGAUUUAGAAGAACUAGAUGAUUUAGAAGGACUUGAGGAUGAAGAUUUCCUUGACUUCUAUAAGCAGAAAAGAAUGAAUGAAAUUAAAGAAUUGAGUUCCAAGCAAAAGUUUGGUACUGUUUUCCCCAUAAAUAAGCAAGAGUAUGAAGAUGAGAUUACUAAAGCUUCAAAUGAUUCAUUUGUAGUAGUUCAUUUAUCUUUACUGUCCAAUUUACAAAGUAGAUUACUUUCAAGUAUAUUUCAACAAUUAGCUCCUAAAUAUCUGGAGAUUAAAUUUUGUGAGAUUCCUGCUAACAGAUGUAUUGAGAAUUAUCCUGAAUCUAAUUGUCCUACAUUAAUAGUUUAUCAUAAAACCAAUGUUAUCAAGCAGUAUAUUACUUUGACGCAAUUAGGUGGUAAUGCAACUACAGUAAAGGAUAUUGAAGGUGUAUUAAUUGAAGUUGAAUCAGUAUCAAAUGGUGAUAAGAGAUUAACUAUCAAUCAAGAAGAUGAGUAUGAAGCUGAAGAAAGGAAAACAAGAUUCUUAAAAAAAUCUAUACGAGGAAGGGGAGCCAAUGCAUAUGAUGAGGAUCUUGAUGAUGAUGAUGACUUUUAUGAUUAAAUAGUACUUUUAUAGACUUCAUUAUAUAUAAUGAAAUAUCUGCAGUAUUGAAGAUUGUAGCUGCGAAAAGAAAAGUUUGUUUC